Aspergillus melleus is the source of this 2632-nucleotide messenger RNA. It is a transcript of the gene FUM1, whose product is annotated as class II fumarate hydratase. The record is from RefSeq and is a predicted model, not a curated record. Gene Ontology annotation, molecular function: fumarate hydratase activity. The transcript is spliced from 3 exons. Lineage: Eukaryota; Fungi; Ascomycota; Eurotiomycetes; Eurotiales; Aspergillaceae. Gene Ontology annotation, biological process: tricarboxylic acid cycle; fumarate metabolic process; malate metabolic process. Gene Ontology annotation, cellular component: tricarboxylic acid cycle heteromeric enzyme complex; mitochondrion. The coding region runs from base 1231 to 2505 and encodes 424 amino acids.
AGGACUGGAAGAUUUCGCCCAUGCUUGCUCCCAACUUCUCCAAUCUAGCCCCGGCUCUUGUGUUCACUGCGGAAAUGGACCCUCUUAGGGACGAAGGGGAGGUCUACGCCGCAAAACUCAAGAAAGCUGGAUGUCGGGUCAAGUUGACGCGCAUGAAAGGGGCACCUCACACAUUCAUUACUUUAGACGGCAUUUUGGGUUCGGGGAAGAAGUACAAUGCGAUGGUCAUCGAAGCGAUGAAGGGGGAGCUCGUAGAGUGAAUAACAAAGUCGGGAGAAGGGAAUAGCAAUGAGGCCAAUGUAUAGAACUGCGGGAUCAGGGUUUAUCCGGGACCAACACUUACCAUACCAUACUCAAUACCUGUCUAUUCCCCCGGGAGGUAACCGGUAUUCCGUGUAAUACCAGGACCGGGCCGGGAGAUUUCGGCAGUCCGCAUCGGAAGAGAGGGUCGACAAGUCCGACUCUCUUCAAUUGAGUGCGACUUUCUUUUUGCUUCUCUCCCUUCUUUUCCUCCGUUCUGCGAGGCGCUCUCCCAUUGCCAUUGAUUCUUAUCUUCUUUUGUGAUUUCUUUGCAUAGACUCUGUCGGUUUAGAGUCUCUAGCGUACCAAUUGAGUUUAAUUAGAGCUAGACCAGCGUCGGCAUUUGAAAUCGUCAUGUUGUCAUCCACGAACUCCUCCCGGGCGGUGCGCUCGAUGGCUUCCUUCGCAUCGCGAGCGGCCACCGCCAGCUCUCCCGCAAUCACCCGCGCUGCUUUGCGCUCCCCCGCAUCGUUCGGUAGCCGCUCGCUGAGCUCCAGUAGCCGACCUCUUCAACAAUUCCCCCGCCUUCAGUCCCUCAACAUCAUCGCCAACAAGAGAGCUUUUGGCACAACCGUCAGAAUGGUACACACGCAUUAAGGCUUGCUCUAUACUUCGGAAAUGGUGCUGAUGAUUGCUCUCUACCCCUCAUAGGCUUCCGCUCCCCGUACCGAAAGUGAUGCCUUUGGUGAAAUUCAGGUCCCCGGCGACAAGUACUGGGGUGCGCAGACCCAGCGGUAAGAGACCAUCGUCAACCCGCCGGCAAAACAAGCCCGCACAAACUCCAUACGAUAUUGCGGAGGACGCUGAUAUGAGGCGAUGACAGCUCCCUGGGCAACUUCGACAUCAACCAGCCCCAGGACCGCAUGCCCGCCGCCGUGAUCAAGGCUUUCGGUAUCCUCAAGGGUGCUGCCGCCACCGUCAACAUGAAGUAUGGUCUUGGUGCGUGAUACCUUCUUCUCCGAUAAAGGUCAAUUUGGUGAUGCUAAUACUCUUGCCAUAGACCCCAAGAUCGGCCAGGCCAUCCAGCAGGCCGCUGCCGAGGUCGCGGAGGGCAAGCUUCUGGACCACUUCCCUCUUGUCGUUUGGCAGACCGGCUCCGGUACCCAGUCCAACAUGAACUCCAACGAGGUCAUCUCCAACCGUGCCAUUGAGAUCCUGGGAGGCCAGAUGGGCUCGAAGAAGCCCGUUCACCCCAACGACCACGUUAACAUGUCCGCUUCCUCCAACGACUCCUUCCCCACUGCCAUGCACAUCGCCGCCGUCAUGGAGCUCGAGAACAGACUGCUUCCCUCCCUGAAGAGCCUGCGUGAUGCCCUGCAGGUCAAGGUGGAGAAGUUCCAGAACAUCAUCAAGAUUGGCCGUACUCACCUGCAGGACGCCACCCCCCUUACUCUUGGCCAGGAGUUCUCCGGCUACGUCGCCCAGCUCGACCGCAACAUCGAGCGUGUGCAGGCUUCGCUCCCCCACCUUCGCUACCUGGCUCAGGGUGGUACCGCCGUCGGCACCGGCCUGAACACCUUCAAGGGAUUCGACGAGGCUAUCGCUGCCGAGGUCUCCAAGCUGGCUGGUACUGAGUUCAAGACUGCCCCCAACAAGUUCGAAGUUUUGGCCGCUCAUGACGCCAUCGUCGAGGCUUCCGGCUCUCUGAACACCCUUGCUUGCUCCCUCUUCAAGAUUGCCCAGGAUGUUCGUUACCUCGGAUCCGGACCUCGCUGUGGUCUGGGCGAGCUGGUCCUCCCCGAGAACGAGCCCGGUUCCUCGAUCAUGCCUGGAAAGGUCAACCCCACCCAGUGCGAGUCCCUCACCAUGGUCUGCUCUCAGGUCAUGGGUAACCACGUCGCUGCCACCGUUGGCGGCAUGAACGGCCAGUUCGAGCUCAACGUCUUCAAGCCCGUCAUGAUCCACAACCUGCUGCACAGCGUGCGCAUCCUUUCCGAUGGCAUGAAGAGCUUCGAGAAGAACCUGGUCCACGGCCUUGAGGCCAACGAGCCCCGCAUCAACAGCCUCCUUCACGAGAGUCUGAUGCUUGUUACCUGCCUCAACCCCGUCAUUGGCUACGACAUGGCCUCCAAGGUUGCCAAGAACGCUCACAAGAAGGGUCUCACCCUGAAGCAGAGUGCUAUGGAGCUCAAGGCUCUCAGCGAAGAGGACUUCGACAAGCACGUUCGCCCGGAGCUGAUGCUGAGCCCCAAGGAGAAGAAAUAAAUGUAUUCAGCGGAUAUCGGGCAACUGAAGCGGGAUGAAGUUGCCUUGGUUUCGUUUUAGAUGUAGCGAAGAUUAGCAUUUUCUAUGUAUUCUGAAGAAAAUAUUACUGUACAAUUUUUGGUCUAUU